This is a messenger RNA of Vidua macroura (Pin-tailed whydah), 2127 nucleotides long. It is a transcript of the gene IFNLR1, whose product is annotated as interferon lambda receptor 1. Bases 1 to 1770 code for a protein of 589 amino acids. The record is from RefSeq and is a predicted model, not a curated record. NCBI's taxonomy places the organism in Eukaryota, Metazoa, Chordata, Aves, Passeriformes, Viduidae. The transcript is spliced from 7 exons. Gene Ontology annotation, molecular function: protein binding.
AUGAGAAUGGAUCAAGGAAAAGCAUUUAUGACAAGUGAGAAGUUCUGCUUUGCCGUGUGUGGCUGGAGAGUGGGAGCCCUGAUGGCUCUGUGCCUCCUGCAGCAGGCUCGAGGUCAUGUUCAACUUCUCCCUCCUCAAAAUGUGACACUGCUGUCAAAGGAUUUUGCCAUGAUUUUGACCUGGGCUCCAGGGGAAGGCUCUCCCCCAGAUGUGACCUACACUGUGAGGUAUGAAAGCCAGGAUCGCCUGGACAAAUGGAUGAAAGUUCCUCACUGCAGAAACAUCCCCAGAUCCUUUUGCAAUCUGACUUGUGCCCUCUCCAACCUCUACGUUAAAGUCCGGGCUCGGGUGAAGGCGGUUUGGGGACGGUCCCAGUCGCCGUGGGUGAAAUCCCAGUUCAAGGAUUACUACUCAGAUGUGGAACUGGCUCCCCCCGUGCUGACCCUGAAUGUCAGGGACAAUUCCAUCCACGUCAGUGCCUCCUUCCCUCUGCCCACCUGUGUGGAGAACCUCACUUGGAAGUAUGACUUGAACCUCUGGGAAGCAGGAUCUGAAGACAAGAAGAAAUAUGAGGGUUACUUCAGGAAGGACACAGUGACCAUCAACACCACUGCCCUCAGAGGCAAUUACUGCUUCAGUGCCAGGGCUCUCUACGAAAGCAUCAACUUGAAGCACAGCGAAUUCUCCCAGCCCGUGUGUGUGCUGUUAAACCACAAAGCGCAGUGGAAGUUCCCACUUCUGGUUGUGAUCCUUCUGUUUGUCCUCCCCAUCUUUGUGGUCGGUCCCUUCAUCUGCUGCCUGCUGAAACAUGAGGCCAAGCAAAGGAAGAUGCCUCAGGUUUUGAAUUUCUCUCAAUUUAAAGCUGCUGGACCAACCUUCCACUUGGAGCUCAGUGAAAAGGAAUUCUGCAGUGAUGAUCUGAACUGCUCAGAGAAGCCAGUGCCUCAAAGGAGGACAAACAGAGCUUUAGGAGGACACCACCUGCCAUGGAUGGCUCCUUUGCCAUCAUCAUCAUCAUCAUCAUCAUCAUCAUCAUCAUCAUCAUCGUUAUGGUCAGAGGAUGAGGAGGAAGAAGACAGCAGCACUUUGAUCCCAUACCAUGAAAUGCCUCGGUAUCCAAAGAGACGUCUCAGCUCUCAGCCAUCCCCAGCAGCUCCGGGGGAAAGCAGCUUGGAUUCAGGAUCUGGAGGUCUCUCUGUGGCCAGUGGAUCUGUGCUUGACCUCAGAGCCCUGGGUUUCACUCUCUUUGCAGAGGGGAAGGGUGAGAUGGACACCUCGGGAUCCCAGGCAAACGAGGAGCCAUCCCUUUAUCUCUGCUCCUCUUUGGAAAGAAUCUCCCUCACUGAAGUGAGAUUCCCAGCUGCCAGAGAGCAGGGGCAGGAUGAUGGAAACAGGGAUGAGAAGCUGGGAAUUACCUCCCUUCCCCCCCUGCUGGGGGGGAUUUGUGCUGAACCCGAUGAGCACAGGAAAGCUCCUCAUUCCUCCAGGGAAUACCAGAAAUCCAUCCUUGAUCUGCAGCUCCAGUUGGACUCGAGAUCCCAGGCCAGAGGGGAUCCCAGCACGGAGCUGCUCAUCCCCUUGUGGACACUGCAGGUGGCAGAGGAUGAAGGCAUUGCAAGUGACUCUGGCAGUGACAGUUUUACAGAAGGGACCCCGCCCGAGUCCACAGUGCUGAGUGACGCUUUUGAGACUUCAAACACAGAGGAAAAAUGUGAUCCAAAGUUGCAAUUCCCAGGCUAUGAGCACUCCCAUUACUUGGGCAGGAUCUAAAGUACCCAGCAGGUCUGGGGAGUGCCUGGGAAAUGCUGGAGAGCUCCAGAUAUCCAAGAUCCUUGAACAAGGACAAAAGCCUGAUGUCUGGCCUGUCAAGGCAAUGGCUUUAGGGACACAAAAGGCGCAUUUUACUGUCCCUCUGAUAAGGUGCUCAGGCUCUGGCACAACCUGAGCCAGCCAGGGUGAGGGAGGCAGGGACAUCUGAGGGACCACCCAGCAAACAGGCACUGCCUGGGGGUCACCUGAGACUUCAGAACAAGGGAAGUGCUGCAUGUGGGUUGUGAAAGGCAAAAGCACAACCCAGCCCUGGGUGGAAGCAUCAGCUGGGGCCUGAAAACGCAGUGGUGUGACUGC